Messenger RNA from Spinacia oleracea (spinach), 759 nucleotides. RefSeq lists its product as uncharacterized. Bases 1 to 759 code for a protein of 252 amino acids. Gene Ontology annotation, molecular function: nucleic acid binding; zinc ion binding. The record is from RefSeq and is a predicted model, not a curated record. The transcript is spliced from 3 exons. Lineage: Eukaryota; Viridiplantae; Streptophyta; Magnoliopsida; Caryophyllales; Amaranthaceae.
AUGUCUCAGAGACUUCUCAUCUUAACAGGUGUUCUUGAAGAUGAGGUUGUUCCUUCAGAUGUAGCUGAACUUGGCUCAUUGUUAUUUCUCUGUGGCGAAGAAGAAUCCAAAGACAUUGAUACAUUAUCAAUAGAAGAGCUUCUUGGAUCGCUUCAGGUGCAUGAACAAAGAAUUAUGAAAAAUGAUGGACUUGCUAUGAUAGAGCAGGCACUUGAAUCAAAGCUGACUUUAAAUGAGCAAAGAGGUAUCCAACGAAGAGGCGAUUUUCGUGGACGUGGUAGAGGUCGUGGAAACUAUCAACCUCGUAACUAUAAUAAUGAGAAAAAAAUUGGUCGUGGAAGAGGGUCAAACAGAGGAGGAAGAAUUUUCAAUGAACGUGGUAAAACAAAAGACAUUCAAUGCUAUAAUUGUCAAAAAUAUGGGCAUUAUGCAUCAGAUUGUUGGAGAAAACAAAAGGAUCAAGGAAAUCGAUUAAAUUUUGUUGAAUCGUCGCAAAAUAAUAAGGAUGUGCCUACAUUGUUACUAGCACACGAAGAAGCUAGUAAUCAACAAGAUAUGUGGUUUUUUGAUUCUAGAGCUAGUAACCAUAUGUGUGGAAGAAAAGAAUUAUUUAUCGAUCUUGAUGAGAAGAUCCAAGGUAAUAGUAAUAUACUCAGUAUUGGACAACUUCUUGAAAAGGGAUAUAUUGUGCACAUGGAGGAUAAUAAUCUUCUUCUCAAAGACAAAGGUGGAGAUGAUAAGCCCAUUUCCGGUCGUUGA